GUCGGGUUACAAUGGUUACAUGCAUGGAGAUUGAGGGUUACAAUGGUUACAUGCAUGGGGAAGUCAGGUUACAAUGGUUACAUGCAUGGGAAAGUCAGGUUACAAUGGUUACAUACAUGGAGAAUGAGGGUUACAAUGGUUACAUACAUGGGGAUUGCUGGUUACAAUGGUUACAUGCAUGGGAAAUCAGGUUACAAUGGUUACAUGCAUGGGAAAUCAGGUUACAAUGGUUACAUGCAUGGGGAAGUCAGGUUACAAUGGUUACAUACAUGGGGAUUGCUGGUUACAAUGGUUACAUGCAUGGGAAAUCAGGUUACAAUGGUUACAUACAUGGGGAAGUCAGGUUACAAUGGUUACAUACAUGGGGAAGUCAGGUUACAAUGGUUACAUGCAUGGGAAAUCAGGUUACAAUGGUUACAUGCAUGGGGAAGUCAGGUUACAAUGGUUACAUGCAUGGGGAAGUCUAGUUACAAUGGUUACAUGCAUGGGAAAGUCAGGUUACAAUGGUUACAUACAUGGAGAAUGAGGGUUACAAUGGUUACAUACAUGGAGAAUGAGGGUUACAAUGGUUACAUACAUGGGGAUUGCUUGUUACAAUGGUUACAUGCAUUGGAAAUCAGGUUACAAUGGUUACAUGCAUGGGAAAUCAGGUUACAAUGGUUACAUGCAUGGGGAAGUCAGGUUACAAUGGUUACAUACAUGGGGAUUGCUGGUUACAAUGGUUACAUGCAUGGGAAAGUCAGGUUACAAUGGUUACAUACAUGGAGAAUGAGGGUUACAAUGGUUACAUACAUGGGGAAUGAGGGUUACAAUGGUUACAUGCAUGGGAAAUCAGGUUACAAUGGUUACAUACAUGGGGAAGGAUGGUUACAAUGGUUACAUGCAUGGGAAAGGAGGGUUACAAUGGUUACAUGCAUGGGGAAUGAGGGUUACAAUGGUAAAAUACAUGGAGAAUGAGGGUUACAAUGGUUACAUACAUGGGAAAUCAGGUUACAAUGGUUACAUACAUGGUGAAGGAGGGUUGCAAUGGUUACAUGUAUGGGGAAGUCAGG
Mytilus californianus (California mussel) is the source of this 1052-nucleotide messenger RNA. RefSeq lists its product as uncharacterized. The transcript has 4 exons. The coding region runs from base 43 to 957 and encodes 304 amino acids. The record is from RefSeq and is a predicted model, not a curated record. NCBI's taxonomy places the organism in Eukaryota, Metazoa, Mollusca, Bivalvia, Mytilida, Mytilidae.